AACUGGUUUAAGAUAUUAUGCCACAUUUGACUUGGUCGCGUUAAUUCAAAGUAUUUUUUGUUUUAAUAGUAAGUUAGAAUGCGUGUAGGUUUGAAACGUUUGAUUAGCUUGUUAGCUAAUUUGGUUUAGCCAAUGUGGUGUGGGACUGGGAGAGUCCACAGAGUUGUUAAUCUGGAUUCAGAUUGGGACAGUUCACGCCACGGUGUCUUUGAUAUGGAUUCGAACUGGGAUUGGCACAGUCCUGAGAGCCGUUAAUCUGGAUCCAGACUAGGACAGUUCACGGUGUUUUAAUAUGGAUUCGAACUGGGAUUGGGACAGUCCUGAGAGCCGUUCUCAGAUGGACCAGAUCUUUUUCCGGCAGCAUGACUACAUCCAGGCUGGUAGUCCGGAGCACAGUGAGUUCUGGUCUUUUUUUCUACGCUUCCAGAGGUUUAAAACAAAGAAGGACAUGUCUGGAUCCAGCCGGAACAAGGAUGAAGAGAAGGAGACGUCAAAGACUGGCACUGAAAGGCUCGAUCUUGGCCUUCCCAAAGAAUAUGAUGCCCGCUAUCGGAUAAAUGUAUCUGUGUGUACCAGGAAUGUGGAGGAGCGCCUUGGACAGACACAGCACAGAAAGAAGCAGAGGUCCUCAGGUCCAGGGCCUCAGGAGGUCACAGACUGCCGCCUGGCUCUCUUGCACUUUUUGGACUUUAACCAGAAACAGAAUUUUGGGAGAUUGGCCAAACUUCGCCGUGAACAGAAAAACUUGCCCAUCUUCCAGUAUCGUGACCGCGUAGUGGAGCUGGUGCGAUGCCACCCUGUGGUGGUGGUGGCAGGGGACACAGGCUGUGGGAAGUCGACCCAAGUGCCACAGUAUCUUCUCUCUUCUGGCUUCAGCCACAUAGCCUGCACUCAGCCUCGGCGUAUUGCCUGUAUAUCCCUCGCAAAGAGGGUUAGCUUUGAGAGUCUCAAUCAGUAUGGCUCAAAGGUAAGCUACCAGAUCCGUUUUGAGACAACCAGGACCACUGCCACCAAACUGCUGUUCCUGACUGAGGGGCUGCUGCUGCGGCAGAUCCAGCAGGACACAACACUUUCUCAGUACCAGGUGGUGAUUGUAGAUGAGGUGCACGAGCGGCAUCUCCACUGUGACUUCCUCCUUGGGGUGCUGCAUUCUUUGCUGACCAGCCGCCCGGACCUGCGUCUCAUCCUCAUGUCGGCUACCAUCAACAUCAAACUCUUCUCUGACUAUUUCAACAGCGCCCCUGUGCUGCAGGUACCAGGCCGGCUUUUUCCCAUUCAGGUAAUCUACCGUCCCAUACCUCCUGAGGAGCAGCCCUCUCGCUCUGAGAAGCUGGAUCCCAGACCUUACCUACGCAUCCUGCAGGGUAUCGACCAGCGUUACCCCCCAGAGGAGCGUGGCGACCUGCUGCUCUUCCUCAGUGGUGUUGCAGAGAUCUCCACUAUCCAGGAGGCCUGUCAGGUUUAUGCUACACACACCCGUCGUUGGAUUAUCUUACCUCUGCACAGUACCCUCUCUUUGGCACAGCAGGACAAGGUGUUUGACAUUGCGCCUCCUGGUGUGAGAAAGUGCAUCAUCUCGACCAAUAUCGCAGAGACCUCCGUUACAAUCGAUGGAGUGCGCUUUGUUGUUGACUCAGGAAAAGUAAAGGAAAUGAGUUUUGAUCCAAAGGCAAAGAUGCAACGUCUGCAGGAGUUCUGGAUCAGUCGAGCCAGCUCUGAGCAGAGGAAAGGCCGAGCUGGUCGUACAGGUCCAGGAGUGUGUUACCGCCUCUAUGCGGAGUCUGACUAUGAUGCCUUCGCCCCUUAUCCUGUCCCUGAAAUCCACAGAGUAGCACUGGACUCCCUCAUUCUCCAGAUGAAGAGCAUGAAUCUUGGGGACCCUCUUUCUUUUGUUUUCAUUGAUCCACCUCCAGCUGCGAGUAUUCAGACAGCAGUUGCAUAUCUGAAACAACAGGGGGCGCUAGACAGUCGCGGUGAACUGACAUCUAUCGGGAUGUUGCUUGCACAGCUGCCUGUGGAUGUGGUCAUCGGGAAGAUGCUGGUGCUCGGCUCAUUAUUUAACCUGGUGGAGCCUGUGUUGACGGUGGCAGCAGCCCUCAGUGUGCAGUCACCUUUUCUCCGCAGCACACAGCACAAUCCCGACUGCACCACAGCCCGCCAGCCCCUGCACAGCAAUCAGGGAGACCCCUUCACACUGCUCAACACCUUCAAUGCCUGGAUGGAGGGGAAGGCAGAGAGAGGUGGAGGCUCAAGGAAGUGGUGCAGGAGAAGAGGGCUGGAGGAGCAGCGUCUUUAUGAGAUGGUCAACCUACGUAGACAGUUCAAGGAGUUGCUGAGGAGCCAUGGUCUGCUGGAAGUAGAGUACAGUGCUCCUUCUGAUGGUGACCGUGUGCAGCGUAGAGAGAGGCUGACUGAGAGGAGAAAGCUACAUCAGCUGAAGAGACACCACGAUCAGCAGGAGGGCAGCAAGCGUAAAGUCCUGAGGAUGGAUGAGGGACAGGACGGAGACUUCUCCUCAGGGUCAGACACAGAGGACACAGGCAGGCGCAAGAAAGAUAAGGACGGUUCUGGAGAGAGCAUGGACAUACAGGAUGUGAAGUUCAAGUUGCGACACAACAUGUCAGAGCUGCAGGAGGCGGUCAGUGUGAGUCAAGACUUGUCCUCCCGACAGCAGAGUCUGCUCAAGCUGCUGCUGUGCCGAGGCCUCUACCCUCAGCUGGCACUGCCAGAUGAACACAACUCCACCCGCAAAGACUCAGAGCAGGUGUUUCAUACAAAAAAUAAACAAGGAGUAGUGAUUCACCCGACCAGUGUGUUUGCCAGUGAUCCAGAGGUGUUACAUGUUCCUGAGGACGACACCAUAGAAAUGGGACCUGAUCGGAGGGACAGCAGCAAACACCAGCUGUUAGCCUUUGUCACUCUGUUGGAGACCAACAAGCCAUAUUUAUCCAACUGUGUGCGUGUCCCUGCCCUGCAGGCCUUGCUGCUGGUCGCAAACUCCGUGGACAGUAACGCUGACUGCACCCGUCUGGUGGUGGAUGGCUGGUUGGAGCUGGAGCUGAAAGAGGCAGAGGAGGCCCUGAAUGUGCUUUCAACAGCCCUCUCCCUUAGGGCUGAGUGGGAGCGCCUCAUACAAUCCCAUCUGGGUCAGGGUCUGGCACAAGGACCGACGGCCCAGGGACUGUCCCGCAGAGCCAUGGAGAAGCUGAUCGACCGCCUGGUUCACUUCCUGCUCUACACCGAGGUCACUUACAGCCUGCGCCGGCUCACAGCGUUACAGACCCAGAACCUGUAUGUUGGUCCUGUACCUGAGCCAGAUCAGACUCUUAGUGGGGCUCCAAACCCAAUCCCACUGUUUCCAGGUGUGGAGGCAAAACCAGACCCCUUUAAAGGUGGCCUCUGUGUAACCAGCUUCUUCACCUACAACUGCCUGGCUGACUCAAAGGACCUGUACAGUGAGUGUUUACGCACUUUCUGGAGUUGUCCAAACUGUGAGCUCUACAUGCCUCUGACUCUGCUGGAGCGCAUGCAGCACGAGGCCGCCUGUCGGCCAGCAGGAGAACAGCAGGACGAAGAGGCAGACAGUGUCAAGCCGGGGCCGUCUUCUGCGUCACGUCUCACCCGAGUUUAUCACUGUGACGUCUGUGAUGAAGAUUUGACCCUCACCUCCACGGAGAUCCUCAAACACAAACGGCAGCACGCUGCCACUUAACCGAUGAGUAAAUGACAGCUGGUCACAACUGUGAUAAAUGUAUCAGUUAUUAAAUAAAAAUAUUUGCUU
This is a messenger RNA of Thalassophryne amazonica, 3781 nucleotides long. It is a transcript of the gene dhx34, whose product is annotated as DEAH (Asp-Glu-Ala-His) box polypeptide 34. Gene Ontology annotation, cellular component: intracellular anatomical structure. The record is from RefSeq and is a predicted model, not a curated record. NCBI's taxonomy places the organism in Eukaryota, Metazoa, Chordata, Actinopteri, Batrachoidiformes, Batrachoididae. Gene Ontology annotation, molecular function: ATP binding; RNA binding. The transcript has 16 exons. Gene Ontology annotation, biological process: nuclear-transcribed mRNA catabolic process, nonsense-mediated decay. The coding region runs from base 293 to 3712 and encodes 1139 amino acids.